UAAGUAUAUAUUUUUGUACAAACACGUAUACAUGUACAUACAUAUUUAGGUAUUUGUUCGGAGUUAUUUAUUAGACGUUAGCGAACAAAGCAAAUACCAUAAUCUGGCGAAAGAAAAACAGACUUUAAGAUUGUAUAGGGAAAGCAAUAAGGAGAUAAGACAGAAAACCAAACGAAAACACAAAUGAAAACAUUCGAUCAGCCGGCUUUUGCAGGUGGCGCACUUGACUUCGUUUACUACGUUGCUCGUGCGGUCGUUUAUACUGGUGCGCCAGCGUAGCCCGUUCAAAAGUCAUCCGAGGCUUAUUAAACGAUAUCGCUUUCAGAUGCAGCUCAGUUUACUUUAAACACCGAUCAAAGACGGAAAGGCCAAAUUAUUAAAAGUUUUAAAAUAUUUUGAAGCCCUCUAGUUUAGUUUUGCAUAUAGUUCUUACUAAUAAUUUUACUUUGAAACCAAAAAAAAGGCAAAAAUGCAGCCAGUAAAAUUUUAUUUUAAUUUUUUGAAUCAGUCGAGUCGUGCAUUAUAUAUUUUAUUGGAAGCAUCGAAAAUACCUUUUGAAGCGAUACCUAUAUCAAUUCUUAAAGGUGAACAUUUAACUGGCGAGUUUCGUGAUAAAGUGAGUCAAUUCAAGUGCUUGCCCGUACUUAACGAUGAGAACUUAUCUUUGGUUGGGAGUAUCACUAUAUUUCGACAUCUAAAUCGAGAGAAAAUUGUGCCGGAGCAUUGGUAUCCACGACGCAAUUUUGGUCGCAGUCGUAUAGAUGAAUUCCUUGAAUGGCAACAGCGCAAUACCGCGAUGGCAUGCGGCAAUUACUUUCAACAAAAAUGGCUUUUACCUAUUUUAAACAAGACAUCUCCUGCCGACAAAAAUAUCAGUGUCUUAACAGAAUGUCUAAAUCAAAAUUUGAAGAGCUUUAAAAACCACUUUUUAACUAAAAAUAAGUUUGUCAUUGGUGAGAAUAUUUCUUAUGCUGAUCUGAUGGCAAUUUGCGAAAUCGAUCAAUCAAAAUUUAUAGGAUACGAUCCUUUCAAUCAUCAUCCAAAGUUGGGUAAAUGGUAUGACAGAGUAAGAGAAGAGUUGGGACCGUAUUAUAAGAAAGUAGCAAUUGAAUUAGAUAACAAAUUAAGAACUGCAGAAAAAAAGAUACCGGAAGUCAUGUAUCUUCAACAAUAAAUAAAGCUAUGUAUAUGAAAGACACAUAUACGCAUAUUGUUUAGGUUACUUAAAUUUUGUUAAAUACUAUUAAAUUUGUAUUUUAAUAUUUUUUGUUACAACUCUGAUGCUAGUCGACGACCGACUUGUUAAUUUUAUCGUUAUAAUUAGUUAUAAGAAAUAAGGAAUGUACUAUCAUACUUAUACUUGAAAUAACUAUAAGCAUUUUUUAAUAAAAAAAAUAUAAAUACAAUAUCUGAAUAUUUAACCAAUGAAA
Bactrocera oleae (olive fruit fly) is the source of this 1430-nucleotide messenger RNA. RefSeq names its product Glutathione S transferase T4 (gene GstT4). Lineage: Eukaryota; Metazoa; Arthropoda; Insecta; Diptera; Tephritidae. Gene Ontology annotation, cellular component: cytoplasm. The record is from RefSeq and is a predicted model, not a curated record.